AUGGCGUCAUCAUCAUCAUCAUCAUCAUCAUCAACAACAACACCUACAACAUUUGAUAUAACUCGGCAUUCCCAUUGUCGUUAUAAUCCGUUGAAAGAUGAUUGGGUACUUGUAUCACCUCAGCGUUUAAAUCGACCUUGGCAAGGUAAAGUUGAAAAUAGUGAGAAAAAUGCUGCUAAAGAAAGCGAAAACAACAACAAGGACGAUGAAUCACUAAAUAAAUCACCAGAAAAAGCCAAUCCAUUGUGUCCAGGUGCUGUUCGUACAAGUAAUGGUAUACGUAAUCCAAAUUAUGAGCAUACCUAUGUGUUUGAAAAUGAUUUUCCAGCAUUAUUACCGACUGUUCCAGAUCCUUCGAAUAAAGACGAUGAUAUUCUAUUUCAAUGUCAUGCAGCACGUGGUGUAUGUAAAGUAAUUUGUUUUCAUCCCGAUUCAAAUUUAACAUUACCAAGAAUGACUCUGGAUGAUAUUAAACAUGUUGUUAAUACAUGGAUCGAUGUUUAUAAUGAAUUGAUUAAGAAAUAUGCUUGGAUACAAAUAUUUGAAAAUAGAGGAGACAUCAUGGGUUGUUCAAGUAAGUUUAUUUUUAAAGACACAGAUCACGAUCGUCAUAAUGAGAUUGAUCCGCAUCCUCACUGCCAAGUAUGGGCAACCGAUUUUCUGCCAAAUGAAGCUCGUGUCAAACACCGAACUCAAUAUGAAUAUAAACAAAAACGUGACAAUAAAAAUAUAAUGUUAAUGGACUAUAUUUCCAAAGAACUAAAAUUAAAUGAACGUAUUGUCAUUGAAAAUGAUCACUGGCUCGUACUUGUCCCAUACUGGGCUGUUUGGCCAUAUGAAACGAUGUUGCUGCCAAAACGACAUGUUUUACGCUUAAAUGAAUUGAAUGAUGAUGAUGAUGACGCCAUAUAA
Molecule: messenger RNA, 912 nt
Organism: Didymodactylos carnosus
Lineage: Eukaryota; Metazoa; Rotifera; Eurotatoria; Philodinida; Philodinidae
Source: the annotation of a GenBank genome assembly